GGUAGAGUAGCACCGCGUGAUUGGCGGCGCGCCGGCCGAACCAGGCAGGGGUUGAACUUCUCGUGCGUGCAACGAAGUGAACGGGCGGGCAUUUAGCACGCGAUAUCGCGGUCUCGCGACUUCGUGAAUCGGCCGAGGAACGCCGUGAGAAAGAGAGGCACCGAUCAACCGUUCAGCCGGCUCUUUAAACGCAACCGCCGUUUUUUAUACAGACUCUUCUGUUACAUGUACAUUUCCUUGCGUAACGCAAGGUAAUAAAAAAGGUCGAAUCGCGCUGGUAUUUGAAUAACGUCAAGCACGGCCGUAUGAAAGACUUGUAAAGGAACGCGAUUCGACUGACAAUUUGGUUGCCCAAAGGGCAAGGGAAGAAUAAGAAGAGCGAAAAGAAGAAAAGAGCAGCGAGAGGGAGAAGAACGUCGGAGAGAGCCAGUGGAAAGCUGGAAACUUUUUGAUUUCGCUCCUCGUCGCGCCUGAGGAGUCUGUCGUUACCGUGAGAAAGCAGUCUAAAUGUGUUCGAUAGCGAUGCCAGCAGAACUGAUCCUGGGGCAUAGCCCUCCGGUGUACAGUCCUCUGCUGUACAGCCCCUUAGUGGUCACGGCACCUACAAUCACCAGCAGAUCGGUGCCACCCAGAAUCAGGCCAUGCCUUUCCUCAGGAACUUUGUCCCUGGACACACUAAGAAACAACAACGAUGGCAGCGGCAAACAAAAGAAACGGGUGGUCUUUGCUGAUGAUCGCGGCCGCCCACUGACACAAGUUCGCGUAAUGUCGGAGCCUAGUAACGUACCACCACUAUGGAGCACGGCUUACGUUGCCGGUUUAACCGGUGGUUUGCUUGGAUCAUCGAAGGAUCAAGAACAGGAGACAGCGCAGGACACAACGCCGCCGUGGCAGGUGACUUUUCCGCAACCGGCGAGCGACUAUCUCGCCUUCCGGCGCAUGCUUGAUCAGAAUAGUGUCAGCCUGGAAAAUGUGAUAGUGCGUGAAUCCGAGCAGUGCCUGGUCGGCACAGUGAAGGUCCGAAAUUUGGCAUACGACAAGGAGGUCGUCGUGAGGGCCAGCAGCGAUUGCUGGUCUACCCACGAGGACGUGUAUUGCACUUACGUGGAACAACCAGGGUCGCCGGGUCCCCUCAUCCUCUAUGACACUUUCCGUUUCCGGCUCACCUUGCCAGUGGCAUCGGAUGUUAUCGAGUUUUGCGUGCGUUAUCGCACCGACGGCAAAGAAUCGUGGGACAAUAAUGAGGGCAAGAACUAUCUAAUUCGCAAAAAGCAAGAGCCCCGAGUAUCAACCAAACGGUAUGAUAACACGACGACAACCUGUGACAGGUUUUCCAACGCCAACGGGAAGGAUAGCAGCAUGUCGCGUGCCGCGGAAGCCACAAGGAUGAGCAUGCGUACCUGGAGUGAAUUUGCGUCCUGGCAUCACCUAGCCAACGACGCGCCCUACUGGUGAAUCCUCUGGCGAGAGGAGGCUGUGCCCCCUCAUCUCACCUACGGAUCAUGUACGAAGCAGUACGGGUUCCUCCAAUUAUUCCUCUGGCCGAUCCGGCCAAUCGCCGAGACGUAGAUCAUGCGGGACCAUGAGCUAUAGGUAUCUCGCGGCAUACGAAUCAUCGGGAAUAAGGGAACGAAGAAGAGCGUGAAGACGAGGGAAGAGAAGCUGUGCGACGAUCCGAAUAUUGCGAACGAGGAAACAAGAAUGCGCGCGCGGGAGAAAAACAAUCGGAGGAUGAUAGCGAGCAACGGAGCGGACGACACAAGCGUGGAUAACGCAAUCUGUACGGUCUCUGCAUCCGUAAUAGUACAACCAGAUCACACCGAGGUCAUCCAACGUCCGCUUCAAGCUCAGCGUCAACACACAAUCAUGUUCAUUAGCGUGGACAUCGUCGCACGUUAUCUUCUCGAACGUCCUCUUCUUCCUUCUUCACUUCCUCAUUCCUGGGAUUUUCGGUCCGCCUCUGGAUCCACAAGGAAGUCCGUCGGAAUUAAUUCCAUUCUUGAGUCAAUACAAUCUCGCUGGUCUCGUCAUAUCGGCCAAUACUGUAGCACUGUAAGCUUCCUCCAUUUCUACCCUUGUACGCUUCUCCCUUUCUAUUUCUUUUCUCUCUUCUAUUUCUUCUGUUCCGGCACUCUUAACACGAUCCUCUUUAUGUGACACAGACUCGACCCGACGUGUCAACUAUAUGUUUAUGACUAUAACAAGAGACAAGAGAUGCGUGUGUAUAGCGAACGGUUGCGAGACACAUUACUUACACCGGACUAUACGUGACGUGUCCUGGGAUAUAAAUUAUAAACGUUUGUCUCGUGAUAUCAUGUGUGUGUAAUGCGUCAUCCAAAUGGUACAAAUGCCCAAAGAAAUCCACAUCUUCGAUUUUUCAAAUGAUAUUUUUUGAGCAUUCUUCAAGCCUUUUCUGGAGUAUUGUGUUACUCGGGUGACGCUUAGUCCUCUUGUCGUCGAACGUUGAGGUGUUAUAUCGUUGAUUCCCGGCUGCGAAUGUUUCCGUGAUAGAAAGCAUUUUGCAGUGAGUGUCAUCGGCGGAAAAUGAUGAAAGUGUAAACUCGCAGGCAACUUUUAUAACUCUAACUGGUGCUAAUAGCCGUUUCUCUUGCAACUCUCCUUCAAUACUUGGCGAAUGGCGAAUAGUAAUCGCGCACAAUGAACUAUAAGUUUUACUGAUUAUCGGAUGUACUGCGGGAACCGCGAGAAGGAUGGUAUGUUAAAUAGAAAAUCUUCGAAAGAAAAUUGUAAGAUUAGAUGGAAGAUAUUUUUUUAUACGAAUGGCUUAUUGGCCUUUAUAUAUUGGAUGUGCAGCGCAGUGCCUGAAUAAUAUAAGACGCUUAGAUAUAUCACCAAAAGACUUAAGAUUGACUGUCUUUAUAACGUGAAUUUUCUUGAGGAUCGUUAUUUAAGGAUUCAUUUGCUGUAAAUAUUUCACGUAUCUCCAUUUAUUGUGCAUGACAGUCUUACCUGAAUUUAUAGCUAGCUAAUAAGCCGUAUUUUAUUUCGCGAUUCAAUAGCGCGUGUGGUGAUAACAUUAUGUGCAGUUCCUACGGUACAUCCACAAAAAUAUGCCCGAUUUGAAUACAGACUUGGGCAAAUGGUUGCAUUAAAUUAAAUUCCACUGAUGACUUAUUCAAUUCAAGCGUACAAUAAUUGCGCAACUGAAGUACGAAAAAUGAACUUGGUAUUAUCAAGAUUCGGUCCAAAGUGGAGAUAGAGUGGCUCAUUAGUGCAGCUUGGUAGAUUAGAAGUGUCUAGUUUGUAUUAUAGAAGGAGAGGUAACAUUUUUCGUGGAGCAAGAGACACACUUAAGUGUUAAGUGCCUUUUAAAUCGAUGCAACGUACAUUAUCACGUUGUUCUGAAAACUCGGAGCAGCACAUCGAAAGAAUAAUCGAUUUUAUAUACCUUGUAAGAUAUUAAACUACUCUUAAUCGUUAACGCAACUAUGUACUCCCGUCGGCUUUCAGUUCUCGUAGAUUCAGUUUCGGCAGAUUUACAAUAUAUUUUAUAUAUAUAUAUACAUAUACAAAGUUGGAUAUACAUCCGUAUAUGUAUGUAUGUACACACUCACGCGCGUGCACGUUUCGCGUGUAUCGCACUAUUUGCUCGAAUCAGCGCGUGUUUUACCUAAUAAUAGUCAUUAGUAGCAGCACAAUUAUAUAUCGCACGUUAUACCAAUACACUGAAAUACCAAGACACCGAAGCGCGCACAGUACCGAUUAAUAAUCUAUAAACACUUGCAAAAAGGUGACGAAACUUUUGAAGUAAAGAAGAUACGAGCCAAGAAUCUUCAUGUGAUAAAUAUUUUCUUCUCCUAUAAUAUAAUUGUUUUUGUUUUCUUAUGUAAAUUUGAAGAACCGGCUCGUAUUAUAUUGUUGAUUGUUGAAACACUUUUGUCAAUUUUUGUCAAGUGCUUAUGAAUUAGGGGUUGUUCCGUAUGAUUUUAAAGACUCGCAUAAGACUCGAAAUAGCAAUGACAGAAUGAACGCUUAUGAGCGCAUGAAUUUUCUGAAUGUGAUUUUUUUCUGGCUUCCGUCAAUUCUUACAGUUCUCGUUUUAUAUCUGACAAGUUUCUACGUAACGAAUCUCUCUCGCAGAGAAUUGAUUCUUACUAGAAAUUACUUCUGACAUUCGUCCAACGCUUUGAAAUUGAUACCAUUUGAUAAUCUUGUUCCUUCGUGCUUCUCGUCGAACUUGAUGCCAUGUCUCGCGUGCAGCUGGCUCGCGCGAAAUACAAUGUAGGCGCAUCCAAACAAUGUGCUCCGCCCCUGCGUUCUUAAAUGAAAGCAACAUUCAAAUGCUCGAGCGAUCUGAGUUUUGCUUUCAGGAACGAUGGAGCGACCGGAGGCGGCUUUCGCGCAGCGAAUGAGAGGGUACUUUGAGUUAUUAGAACUGCGUGCCGGAAGGAACGCUGUCGAGACGACCGCAAGAGACGACAGAGUCUAACUAGUGAUUUGUAGACGCCAUUGUACGUUGUCCGCAUCGGGGUUCGAUAGCUACGCCGUAAACGGACUGCUUUCUCUGCUCGUAGGGAUCCUUCGACCUAUUCCUCAAAGUGGAUAACUACGGAGUUUCAUUCUCGCGUUACGCUUUCACAACAAGGUAGUUUUCGAUAGCGAAUUUUCCGGUCAGUAGUGAUUUAGCUUUCAUUUAGAUUCACCUUUUGGCUUCAGUUUCUUCUUUAAAUUGUAGAUAUUUUAUCAUUCAAAAUGGAUGCAAAUGGAAAUGGAUAAUGGCAUGAAUGAACUGAUAUUACUUUCUUUACUCAUCUUGCCUCAUACUAUCUUUUUUUCUUUUCGUACAUUACUUCUUUCUUCUGUCCUGUCAUAUUAUCUUCUUUUAUUUUCUUCGAGGAUUUUGACUCUCUUAUUUAAAUAUAUUUUUGGCUGUUAUUCUGCAAUCCGUUGUCUCGAAAACUGAAGUUUCUAGUUACGUUAUUAAAUAUUUUUGAGGUAAUAAUUUUAUUACUACUUGGCUUUUGUCCAAUAAAGCUGACAAUCCUCCACUUUUUGUUGCACACUUACUCACAUUUCGAUAUAAUCUAACAAUAAGAGUGAAAAUCUCUCGUAUAUGUAUGGAUGUACCGGGACCGCGUGAGAUGAUUACCUAGUCCUGUCGUGAGGAAGCUAAUUUGCGUACCGGUACUGCUGCUCUAGGUCGAGUCUGUUCAGAGAGUAGUGUUUGUCGAGUACUAAGCCGCUAAUCAACACAGCGAAGUCCGCGCUUACACGUGUUGUACAUACAUGUAUGCGUGUAGCUUCCUUUCGAGAGCCGUAAGACUGAUAACUUAAACCACGUACAUAAUGUAAAUAGCAAACGUAUUCAUUAAUUUUUAACGUGUUUGUUGAAAGUUUAAGGAUCUUAUUAUCACUGGACGAUUAUCGAGAAUUUUUCCUAAUAUUGUUUCCAUAGACGUUUUUUUUAGUGUGUACGAUUUUGUUCUCUUUUCCAUAGUCCUCUACUUCGUAUGAUAUUUAAUAAUUUUAUGAAUAUCCUUACGUGUAUACUAGAUAUAACACUUAACGCUUAUCCGAGUCGUGGGUCAAAUAUUAUCCUACUUUUACAGCGUAACGUUAUAAUGUGAUUACUGUACACAUAUUAUUAUCAUUGUUGAUUGUUAUUGAUUGAAGAUGUAUUUUCUGUACGAAAUGUGUAUAAGCUGUAGAUUUUUUUAUAUUGGAUUAUACGUGUAUACAUAUAUCUGGGUAUUGAAUUGUAAAUAUCAAUGAAUGAUUGCUUUUUUGCAAUUGCAAUAAACUUUACAAUAAGAAUUAU
Ooceraea biroi (clonal raider ant) is the source of this 5779-nucleotide messenger RNA. RefSeq names its product Glycogen binding subunit 70E (gene Gbs-70E). Gene Ontology annotation, molecular function: glycogen binding; protein phosphatase 1 binding. NCBI's taxonomy places the organism in Eukaryota, Metazoa, Arthropoda, Insecta, Hymenoptera, Formicidae. Gene Ontology annotation, cellular component: protein phosphatase type 1 complex. The record is from RefSeq and is a predicted model, not a curated record. Gene Ontology annotation, biological process: regulation of glycogen biosynthetic process.